AUGCCGUCUGAUACAAUAGACGCUAUUGCGGAUGCUGGAUCGUUGAGGCAAGAUGCUGACAGCACAAUCUCGGUCUCGACUUCACGUCGCCCCACGAAGCGCAAAAGGGUUGCAUUGGCAUGCGACAAUUGUCGGGAGCGAAAGAUCAAGUGCGAUGGCUCCAAACCCAUCUGUAGACCCUGCAGCAAACGUGGAGAGCUUCCUGUUCGGUGUAUGUACACUGUUAUUGGAGGAACAGCAAAGCACUUGAGCGGACAGGAAUACAUCGAGUCACUGAAGAAACAAGUGACAGACAUGCAGGAAGUUAUAUAUCAGCUUCGACAAGAAGCAGAAAUCAAUACUAUCACUAUCGCUAACAUCAGGGAGUCAAGAAGCCCCAGAGAAAGACCACCAACCGUUUCAGGUGCAACAGGUAUAACCUCGGGUACCAUCCGUGCCACUACUGGUACAACUUCCGGGGUCUCCAUCAGAGUCUCCGAGACAGGUGGACCCAGUCCUGUGAGUGCCAUGGGGGCUACGACUUUAACACAGAAUGGCCAAGAGGACGACUUCUUUGGUCAAUCAUCGGUCCAUUCAUUGUUACGCGAGGUUUCUCACCCUCAAUCUCGAAACUCAGCUCCAAUUAGCGACAGAAACCAAACAUCUACCUCAGUAUCCGUGCCAGAUCUCUCUACGGCGGCACUGUAUUCUCCUGAUUUUGCCCUUCCUCCGCGACAAGUCGCUGACAGAAUUCUUGACUUGUAUUUCAAUAGCGUUCAUAUCUUUUACCCUUGGACAAACUCUAUUAGCUUCAAGAAGCGAUAUGAAACACUGUGGGAACCAAGCGGCUACCCAGGUUCUCAGACAAGCGAAUCAGGCGAUAUUGGCCUUGGAGGUGAGCAAUGCUCCGAAUCAUCCUUCUUUUGUGCUCUCAAUGCCAUGUUUGCUCUUGGCUGUGAGUUUUCGGACUUACCUCAGAAGGAAAUUGCGUCAGCAAACUUCAGCUCGCGCAUGAAGAAUCUAUUACAGGUCGAUGUUCUUGACAAAGGGGAUUUAUCCCACGUUCAAGCGUUGCUUCUUGCUGCCCAAUUCUCCAUAUCAAGUGAGUACCCUACAAGAUGUUACAAUCUCGUCGGGCUGGCUUGUCGGAUCGCUGUCGGGCUGGGUCUUCAUACUGAAAGGCAUGCCGGUAAGCGAUCGAAUCUGGAAAAUGAAGUACGUCGUAGGGUCUGGUACGGAUGUUUGCAAAUGGAAAUGACUAUUUGCAUGACAUUGGGUAGACCUCCAGUGCUGGAGAUGACAGACGAUGUUCUCAUCCCAUCCGCCGUUGAUGAUGACUUUAUUACUGGUGAAGAUUCAUCGUGUUACCAACCUGAGGGGACCAUAUCACAAAAUCUGUUCAUGGUAGAAAAUAUACGGCUGGCCAAAGUACUCGGCAAGAUCCUUUCUUCUGUCUACUGGCAGAGCUCUCCAUCCGACUUCAGCACCCUUGUCCGCCUGGAAGGCGUCCUUGAGGAUUUCAGUACAUCUUUAGUUGACGCCCUAAGAUGGUGGGACCGCGAGUCAGAGUCACAAGGCGCACUCACCCAUCGUGAUCAUGUCCUUAGAAGACAGCGAAAUGUUCUUCAUGCAAGAUUUCUUCACCUUAAAAUCUUAUUGUACAGACCCAGCUUCAGUUCUUAUUGCUCAUCUGCAAGGCGCGCGUUUCAAGGCCGAGACACAGAAACGGGGGUGGCUCCGGGUGACAAUGGUCCUGAAGUCAACACACUCCAAGCAGCAUUCCAGUCUCAGUGUGCUACAACAUGUGCCAAAACUGCUUAUGACUUGUCGGUUUCCCUGUUAUCUGCGAGACAGGAUGAUGCCACUGGUGCAUGGUGGUUCAGUUUAUUCUACCUGAUGACGUGCGGCGGCAUAAUCAUUCUCGCCGAAUGUGCUCAGACUGCUGGCAGCAAACAUUUCAAUCAAGCCCAACUCGAUGCCACUUGGGAGAAUACCACCAUGCUACUGCGGCUUAUUGGACGGGAGAAUGCCCGUGUACAGGGAUAUCUCGACCAGUUACUUCAGUUGAAAGAACAAGCCCGCUCUACAAAUUUCCCAAUACGCAACUCCAGAGAAGCUACGAUAGUGGCUUCCCGUUGGCCAUCUGCCGGUCCUGGUGAGGCUCAAUAUGCAGACUUGAAUCAGAAUGGAGCCUUCGCUCCAUCUAUGGAAGAUCAAGCAGUACAAGGGGAGCAUAUGUCGUUGUUGUUCCAAGACAACUGGGACUGGAAUCUUGAGGGUAAUAUGCCCACUUAUAGUGGUUUCGGAUUUGGCGACGAAUCUAUUUUUCCUCUAUCUGGUUGGUCUACAUGA
Fusarium poae is the source of this 2331-nucleotide messenger RNA. RefSeq lists its product as uncharacterized. Gene Ontology annotation, biological process: DNA-templated transcription; positive regulation of transcription from RNA polymerase II promoter by galactose. Gene Ontology annotation, cellular component: nucleus. Bases 1 to 2331 code for a protein of 776 amino acids. The record is from RefSeq and is a predicted model, not a curated record. Gene Ontology annotation, molecular function: RNA polymerase II cis-regulatory region sequence-specific DNA binding; zinc ion binding; DNA-binding transcription factor activity, RNA polymerase II-specific. The transcript has 4 exons. Lineage: Eukaryota; Fungi; Ascomycota; Sordariomycetes; Hypocreales; Nectriaceae.